UCCGCGGCUCCGGGCUGGGCGCUCCGAGGAUGGAGAGAGCCAUGGAGCAGCUCAACCGGCUGACGAGGUCCCUGCGCCGCGCCCGCACCGUGGAGCUGCCGGACGAUAAUGAAACUGCUGUCUAUACACUGAUGCCGAUGGUUAUGGCUGACCAGCACAGGUCUGUGUCAGAGCUUCUGUCAAAUUCAAAAUUUGAUGUGAAUUAUGCCUUUGGACGUGUGAAGAGAAGUUUGCUUCAUAUUGCAGCAAACUGUGGAUCAGUUGAAUGCCUGGUUCUUUUACUAAAAAAAGGAGCUAAUCCAAACUAUCAGGACAUCUCAGGAUGCACUCCUCUCCAUUUAGCAGCAAGGAAUGGCCAGAAAAAAUGUAUGAGCAAGCUGCUGGAAUACAGUGCAGAUGUCAACAUUUGUAAUAAUGAAGGCUUGACUGCAAUUCAUUGGUUGGCUGUCAAUGGACGAACAGAAUUGCUUCAUGAUCUUGUUCAGCAUGUCAGUAAUGUCGAUGUUGAAGAUGCCAUGGGACAGACAGCCCUUCAUGUAGCUUGUCAAAAUGGACACAAGACAACGGUGCAGUGUUUGCUGGACAGCGGUGCAGAUAUAAACAGGCCGAACGUUUCUGGGGCGACUCCACUUUAUUUUGCUUGCAGCCAUGGUCAGAGAGACACUGCACAAAUUCUUUUGAUGAGAGGAGCCAAAUAUUUACCAGACAAGAAUGGUGUUACUCCACUGGAUCUCUGUGUACAGGGUGGUUAUGGAGAGACUUGUGAAGUCUUAAUACAGUACCAUCCUCGGCUUUUCCAGACAAUAAUCCAAAUGACACAGAAUGAAGAUCUGCGGGAAAACAUGUUGCGGCAAGUUCUGGAGCACUUGUCUCAGCAGAGCGAAAGCCAGUAUCUUAAAAUCUUGACAAGUCUUGCUGAAGUUGCUACAACAAAUGGUCACAAAUUGCUCAGCUUGUCAAGUAAUUAUGAAGCUCAAAUGAAGAGUCUCUUAAGGAUCGUGAGGAUAUUUUGCCAUGUCUUUCGCAUUGGCCCAUCCUCUCCCAGUAAUGGAAAUGACAUGGGCUACAAUGGAAAUAAAACUCCAAGAAGUCAGGUGUUCAAGGUCAGAAAAGUAUAUGAUGUUGUUAGGAAGAUAGACGUUAAAGAGAUGAAUGUCACAAAGCAUGCAUUCAUUAAUCAGACAUCUCAUGAACAGGAACCGCUGGAACUGCUCUGGCAUUCCCUGGAUGAAUGGCUUGUUCUGAUAGCCACAGAGCUGAUGAAAAACAAAAGGGACUCUGCCAACAUUACUUCUAUUUUAUUGAAGCAAAAAGGACCAGAUCACCAAGAUGCUACUCCUGCACCUCCUUUUGCCACUGCAGGAACUGAGGGAAGAAAAGAGCUGUCCACUGAUGCUGUCGAGUUAAAAGCAUAUGAUGUUGCUGGGAAGCAGGAAGCUUGUGCUGAUUGUCAGGAUGUUAUCUCCAUGACAGCAAAUAGACUAAGUGCUGUCAUUCAAGCCUUCUAUAUGUGCUGCUCCUGUCAGAUGCCUCAGGGGAUGACGUCACCUCGUUUUAUAGAAUUUGUUUGUAAACAUGAUGAUGUCCUUAAGUGUUUUGUUAACCGAAAUCCCAAAAUAAUUUUUGAUCACUUUCAUUUUCUUCUGGAGUGUCCUGAACUAAUGUCCAGAUUUAUGCACAUCAUAAAAGCUCAGCCAUUUAAAGAUCGCUGUGAAUGGUUCUAUGAACAUCUGCACGCUGGGCAGCCAGAUUCAGACAUGGUGCACAGGCCUGUCAAUGAAAAUGACAUACUUCUGGUUCACAGAGAUUCUAUUUUUAGGAGUAGCUGUGAAGUUGUGUCUAAAGCAAACUGUGCAAAAUUAAAGCAGGGAAUUGCUGUGAGAUUUCAUGGAGAAGAAGGCAUGGGACAGGGUGUAGUGCGUGAAUGGUUUGAUAUCUUAUCCAGUGAAAUAGUUAACCCAGAUUAUGCCUUGUUUACCCAGUCAGCUGAUGGAACAACUUUCCAGCCGAACAGCAACUCUUCUGUAAAUCCAGAUCAUUUGAACUACUUCCGUUUCGCAGGCCAGAUCCUGGGGCUGGCUCUGAAUCACAGGCAGCUGGUGAACAUCUACUUCACAAGGUCAUUCUACAAACAUAUUCUUGGCAUACCUGUAAAUUAUCAGGAUGUAGCAUCCAUUGAUCCAGAGUAUGCAAAGAACUUGCAGUGGAUUUUAGAUAAUGAUAUCAGUGAUCUGGGUUUAGAGCUGACCUUCUCUGUUGAGACCGAUGUGUUUGGAGCAAUGGAAGAAGUACCAUUGAAGCCAGGGGGUGCAAGUAUACUUGUUACACAGGAAAACAAGGCUGAGUAUGUCCAGCUUGUGACAGAGCUCAGAAUGACAAGAGCCAUUCAGCCUCAGAUAAAUGCCUUUUUACAAGGCUUCCAUAUGUUCAUUCCACCAUCUUUGAUCCAACUUUUUGAUGAAUAUGAACUGGAGCUUUUGUUGUCUGGCAUGCCAGAAAUUGAUGUUAAUGACUGGUUAAAAAAUACAGAAUAUACCAGUGGCUAUGAGAGAGGGGACCAAGUUAUUCAGUGGUUCUGGGACGUGGUGGAAGAGCUAUCUCAGGAAGAGAGAGUGCUACUAUUACAGUUUGUUACUGGCAGUUCCAGGGUGCCUCAUGGUGGCUUUGCCCACAUAAUGGGUGGCAGCGGAUUGCAAAAUUUUACUAUUGCUGCUGUACCAUAUACUGCAAAUCUUUUACCAACGUCAAGCACAUGUAUCAACAUGCUCAAGUUACCUGAAUAUCCAAGUAAAGAAAUCCUGAAAGACAGGCUUCUUGUGGCAUUGCACUGUGGAAGCUAUGGUUACACAAUGGCAUAAUGAAGUCCAGAAAACCCAUCUGACUGUUAAUGUGCAGUUUUGAGUGGCAGAAGUAAUUUUGGAAACUGUCAAUAGGAAAGCAUCUUAGAUGCUGCAGCCCUUUGGCAGGGGUGGGCUUCAGAACUGGCACAGCAUCAUCAGCUUUUCCUUCAUUAUUGUGUUGUCAAGGUAGCUCUGAUACCAUUGUAACAAACUUCUCAAUAUGCUGUAUUUUCAUUUUUUAAAAUUACAGAUCUGUGUGGAAAUCAGUUUACAUGCUUUUCAUUAUUACUUCAAUCUGAGAAAGUUUUUCAGAAUCUCUUUCCACAGUUUACAUUUGAUUUCCUGCUACAUGGUUGAAUGACAUUUGCAUUGCAGUUUACUUUUCACUCAGAUGGAAUACUGCAAAUUAAAAGAGUUGUACUUUAUGCCUUGUUGCAUGUGAAAGUGCCAUUUAUUUUUGCAGACCACUACAGAAAUUUCAAUUGGAAUAUUGUACAGUAAGAGCUGAUGUAUUUUCCAUUUCUUUGCAUAGCAACAGAAAAAAAAUUUUAUAACUUUUUAGUAUUCUAAUGUGUAUAA
Messenger RNA from Ficedula albicollis (Collared flycatcher), 3419 nucleotides. RefSeq names its product HECT domain and ankyrin repeat containing E3 ubiquitin protein ligase 1 (gene HACE1). NCBI's taxonomy places the organism in Eukaryota, Metazoa, Chordata, Aves, Passeriformes, Muscicapidae. Gene Ontology annotation, cellular component: nucleus. Gene Ontology annotation, biological process: proteasome-mediated ubiquitin-dependent protein catabolic process; protein polyubiquitination; positive regulation of protein catabolic process. The transcript is spliced from 24 exons. Gene Ontology annotation, molecular function: ubiquitin-protein transferase activity; protein binding. The record is from RefSeq and is a predicted model, not a curated record. Bases 30 to 2858 code for a protein of 942 amino acids.